AUGUCUGUGUCAAGCUCGGCAGUUAUGCCUUCCAUGGUUAUAUCAAAUGGAUGUGUCGUAGGAAACAUCGAUUGUGGUCUAUAUCACUUGAAUGUUUCCUGCAAUACUUCUGCGCUUGAGGGAUGGAUGUGCGGUGUUACAUUUUCUUCGGGAGCAAUGGAAUCAAAUGAUACAUUAAAUCAUGGGUUUAAUUCUAUUUCUUGUGGAGAUGGUUCUAUGCUUUACAUUGGUGAAAACACUACUGCGCUUGAUGGCUAUGUAUGUGGUCUAACAUUCUACAGUCCAGCCCCUACGUCAGUGGCAAGCACAGUUAACUUUAGAUGGUAUCAUUUGCUACUAGCGAUGUUUGCACUAAUCCAGUGCUCUCUCUGA
Molecule: messenger RNA, 372 nt
Organism: Lachancea fermentati
Lineage: Eukaryota; Fungi; Ascomycota; Saccharomycetes; Saccharomycetales; Saccharomycetaceae
Source: the annotation of a GenBank genome assembly